AUGAAUUCAGAAAAAUUUCCAUCAACUUCUCUUGAUACGCCUCAGUUCAACGCUGAUUUAACUUCACCAUCAUCAUUGAAUCAGAUUGUUGAGUCAUCAUCGUCUCCUUACACAACUGUUGAAUUAAUAAUCAAUAAUCAACAAACGGAUGCUAUGUCUGCAACCUCACAGUCAUCUGUGAUUGCCGAGAAACGUGUCAAGACUCGUGCUAAGAGACGUGCUAAGAAUCGCUUAUCGCGCAGUGCUAAUACACUGCUUAAUUUGCAAGAAUCGAAUCAAGAUUUACGUGAACGUUUCAAGUAUCUAUCUUUUGCACUUUGUUUCAACACUCUUUUAUUAUUCCUUGGUGUCGCACCAGUCGUUGCUUUUCCUUUGACAUAG
Rotaria sp. Silwood2 is the source of this 381-nucleotide messenger RNA. Lineage: Eukaryota; Metazoa; Rotifera; Eurotatoria; Philodinida; Philodinidae. The record is from the annotation of a GenBank genome assembly.